Molecule: messenger RNA, 1709 nt
Organism: Austrofundulus limnaeus
Lineage: Eukaryota; Metazoa; Chordata; Actinopteri; Cyprinodontiformes; Rivulidae
Gene: cth
Product: cystathionase (cystathionine gamma-lyase)
Exons: 12
Coding region: 16-1308 (430 amino acids)
Biological process (GO): transsulfuration
Cellular component (GO): cytoplasm
Molecular function (GO): pyridoxal phosphate binding; cystathionine gamma-lyase activity
Source: RefSeq, a predicted model, not a curated record
CACCAAAUAUCGGUAAUGCGGACUCAACCUGAGCACACAGGUCCGGCUAAUUUGGACCGGAGGGGRGCGAGCGAGACCAUGGAGCCGACGAACGAACGAGACGAGCACCGCGGCGUGUUUGCCGGCUUCCGCUCGGCUUUCAAAUCCUUCGCCACGGAUGCUAUACACGUCGGCCAGGAGCCGGAGCAGUGGUCGUCCAUGGCCGUGGUUCCGCCGAUAUCCCUGUCCACCACCUUCAAGCAGCACUCACCGGGAAACCACGCCGGUUUUGAGUACAGUCGGAGUGGUAAUCCAACCAGAAACUGUCUUGAGAAGGCCGUGGCAGCGCUGGAUGGAGCAAAGUACUCUCUAGCGUUCGCGUCGGGGCUCGCCGCCACAGUAACCAUCACUCACCUGCUGAAGGGAGGUGACGGGAUUGUCUGCAUGGAUGACGUGUACGGAGGCACAAACCGCUACUUCCAAAGAGUCGCAGCUGAAGUUGGUCUGGACGUAACUUUAACCGACUUCACCAAACCAGAGCUGCUCAAGGCUGCUCUGAAGCCAAACACUAAGUUGGUGUGGAUGGAAAGCCCAACCAACCCCAUGAUGAAGGUGGUGGACAUCAAGGCCUGUUCUGACUUGGUGCACGAGCACAACAAAGACAUAGUGGUGGUGGUGGACAACACCUUCAUGUCAGCUUAUUUCCAGCGACCCUUGACUCUGGGAGCUGAUAUCUGCAUGUAUUCAGCCACCAAAUAUAUGAACGGUCACAGUGACGUAGUGAUGGGUAUGGUCUCGCUAAACAAGGAUGAUCUGCAUGAGCGACUAAGGUUUCUGCAGAACUCCCUCGGAGCUGUACCCUCUCCCUUUGAUUGCUACUUGUGUAACCGCGGCCUGAAGACGCUACGUUUGCGCAUGGAGCAGCACUUUAAGAAUGCCAUGGCUGCAGCUAAGUUCCUAGAGGCAGAUCCUCGAGUGGAGCGUGUCCUCUUCCCGGGCCUGCCCUCCCACCCUCAGUACGAGUUAAUGAAGAGACAAUGCACCGGCUGUCCGGGGAUGAUCACCUUCUACAUCAAGGGCAAACUGGAGCAUGCCAACACCUUCCUCAGCAGCCUUAAAAUGUUUGCUGUAGCAGAAAGUCUUGGCGGCUAUGAAAGUUUAGCAGAACAUCCAGCCAUCAUGACCCACGCCUCAGUGCCAGAAAAUGAGAGGGCCACUCUGGGGAUCAGUGAYACGCUGAUCCGUCUUUCGGUUGGACUGGAGGACGAAGCUGACAUCAUUGAAGACUUGGACCAAGCGCUGAACGCUGCACAUCCAAAGAAGAAGUGAAGCGUGAGCAGGGUGUCCUCCAGGUGUCCUCCAGGUGUCCUCCAGGUGUCCUCCAGGUGUCCUCCAGGCUCCAAGAAGAACAAGUGAAGAUCAACUUUCAGGGAACACUUUGUUUCUACAGAGACACAAACAAACAAAACAAACCUGUGAAUGACCUGCAGAUUUUACACAAUAAUCAUUUUUAAUUGCUUUACCAAAGCAUCAGUUGUGUUCUUAUUUAUCUAAUGCUGGUUUUGGUUUGUUUACGUGUUUGUUUUUAAGAUUUUUUUCUCUUUAAGGGAAAAGUGUAAUUUUGUCAAAGCCACACAUAUACAGUUAUUUUCUCAGUUUUUUUUUUUUUUUUUGCUUUGAACAGAAUGAAACUACAAAGGAAAUCUGUAAUAAAAUUAUUUCAUAAUGCC